AUGGCUGAAGAACCCGUAGACGACACGGUCAUAAAAUUUUUGCGAAUGACACACGAGGAUUUUGAGUGGCUUUUGGACAAAGUAUCUGCUAAGAUACAGCGAGAAAAUACGCGGAUGCGUAAAUCUAUAACUCCAAGGGAGCGAUUAUUAAUCACACUUCGAUUUCUGGCUACCGGUGAAUCGUAUAGCAGCUUGUCUUUUUUGUUUCGUGUGGGUGUUUCAACGAUAAGCAGCAUUGUACCGGAAGUUUGUGAAUGUUUGGUUGAAGUGCUCAAGGAUUGUGUAAAAUUAAGUGAAAUGUUUAACUUCCAAAUUGUAGAAUUCUAUACACCUAAUACACCCGAAGAAUUGCUAAACAUAUCAAAACAGUUCGAAGAUAGAUGGAACUUUCCAAGAGCUAUCGGUGCCUUAGACGGAAAGCACAUCCGAAUAAAGAAACCUGCGCAUUCGGGAAGUGACUACUACAACUACAAGGGGUUUUUCAGCAUAGUGCUUAUGGCAAUUGUAGAUGCCAACUACAAUUCUCACAACUUGGCCUAG
This is a messenger RNA of Anopheles moucheti, 540 nucleotides long. RefSeq lists its product as uncharacterized. The coding region runs from base 1 to 540 and encodes 179 amino acids. The transcript is spliced from 4 exons. The record is from RefSeq and is a predicted model, not a curated record. Lineage: Eukaryota; Metazoa; Arthropoda; Insecta; Diptera; Culicidae.